UCCCUGCUCCCACGCUUGCAACAACUUAUAAUAUACUGCGUGUGUGUGUCAAUUUCAUUUUGAUAAUGAAACGGAUAUAUGUUUAUUCCUAAUAGUUAGUAUUGUGAUUUGAAAUAUAUGAAGGAAAACUCUGGACAGUUUAAGAGAGCAUUUUGUCAUAUCUGUUGUGCCUUAACUACAGAAUGUUCUAGAUGAUGCAGAAGUACACUAAAAGUGUUGUACUGAUUUCAUUGUGGGCAUCAUGUAUUAAAGGUAGUAUAACACUGUUCCAUUUUACUAAUGCACAUCUUCAACAGGCAAGGAAUUGUAUUGCCCGGAUACUGCACGCUGUAUUUUAGCACGUAAAGAAUGUUUAAACUACACCCGAUAUGACCUUGUUAUGGAAGGGGUUUUCGUGGCAAGUGCGAAGCAAAUUUUAUUCGAAACUAAAGGAAAAAAUGACGCACACAUAUUACUGCAAAAUGAACCAGAAAAAUAUUUAAGCGAUGUUUAUGAAGUUGUGCUCGGAUUAAAUUCUAACACAGAGUCACAUUUGAGGUUGCUUCAACAGGGAACAGUUCUCUGUAGCCUUAAGACCCCAGAUAUCCUUACUGCGAAAGAAUAUAGGCCGUUUUGGAUAACUUGGAAUACUACUUUGGCGAUUGGGAAGGGAACUAGGAUUGAUAUCAGCAGCAUCAUUUUGUUAACACGUCUGGAUUUUCCAAUCAAUUCAAUGCGAAUCAGUUAUGGAUUUGGCAGUAGCGGCUACUUCAGAUUUCAUGAUAAAUCGGAUGUUGUCUCUACUCAUCAAACGACGACAUCGAGAAGAGAUGCUUUGCAUGACACACGGUCCUCUAUUGUGAUUGCUCUUGCCAUAUCUACUGGUUGUCUUGGCUUUAUACUUUUGUCAGCAACACUUGGGGGAUGCUUUUUAUGGAACAAGAGGAAAUCAACGGUUAUGGGGACUCAUUCACAGGCAAAUCCAGUUAGUGGAGAACAUUACGAAGAGUUGCGACGAAAAGAACAGGAUUCAGAAUACCAACAUUACGCGACUUUGUCAGUUUAACAGUAUUUUUGACGGAUUCAUAAAGCCUGGAAGGCAACAGAAUAAAAUACAUUUUUGCAAAACAGGUUAUUUCACGUCCGCUUUCAGAAAUAAAAGGCCAUCUUUAUUCAAACUACAUUCACUCAAUCUUGUUGUAAUUAUGGAAGGGUAAUUCAACAAUGUCGCAAACUGGAAUGUUGGACCAUUCAGUUUUGUCGAACUAUUCAGGACCAUUGGCCUGAACUCUAUAUCAGAACUAAAAACAUCAGGCCGAAUCGUGAUAAGGAACUGGUCAAGUUUACACUCUUGGUAAUUCAAUACGAAAAUGUAGUAUAUGCUUUUCUUAUAGUGAUCAAUUAGAAUUAUCACAAUACUAGACCAUGAUUGCAAUAUAAGACAGUACUCAAAGGUCACAUUUUGACCAACUGAACAUGUUCCUGGACUGUGAUAAUGUAUUCCAUUCCAGUUGAUGCACGUGAAAGAUUUAUUCAAUUCAUUCGAUAAAUCAUCGCCUGUAUCUGGUAAUCUUGUAUGAGUGUUUAUGACAACCUAACUUAUAUAAAUCAAAUAUAUAUUUGUCGUUUGAGUAAUGCUUACUUCAAUGUGGUUAUAAGUUUGCAGAAAUUGUUGGAAAGACUGUGAGGUUGAAAACUCGAACAUUGGUUCAACCAACAAAUGAAUUAUAAUGUGGUUUGCCGAUCUUUCCGAUGGAACACCCAAACUAGUAUAAGUGUACAAUAAAUAAUAUUACCGUCGAAAGUGUAUGUUGUCAUGUACCUUGAUUGUUUUGGUUUGUAUCUUAAUGAA
Mya arenaria is the source of this 1831-nucleotide messenger RNA. RefSeq lists its product as uncharacterized. The transcript has 7 exons. The record is from RefSeq and is a predicted model, not a curated record. The coding region runs from base 380 to 1045 and encodes 221 amino acids. NCBI's taxonomy places the organism in Eukaryota, Metazoa, Mollusca, Bivalvia, Myida, Myidae.